Saccharomycopsis crataegensis is the source of this 1191-nucleotide messenger RNA. RefSeq names its product acetyl-CoA C-acetyltransferase (gene ERG10). The coding region runs from base 1 to 1191 and encodes 396 amino acids. Gene Ontology annotation, biological process: fatty acid beta-oxidation; ergosterol biosynthetic process. NCBI's taxonomy places the organism in Eukaryota, Fungi, Ascomycota, Saccharomycetes, Ascoideales, Saccharomycopsidaceae. The transcript has a single exon. The record is from RefSeq and is a predicted model, not a curated record. Gene Ontology annotation, molecular function: acetyl-CoA C-acetyltransferase activity. Gene Ontology annotation, cellular component: mitochondrion.
AUGGUUGCUCCUGUCUAUAUCGUUUCUGCCUCCAGAACUCCAAUUGGUUCUUUCCAAAGCUCGUUGUCUUCUCUCAGCUUUGUUGAUUUGGGUGCCCACGCUGUCAAGGGCGCUUUGGAAAAAGUCCCAGAGAUCAAGCCUGAAGAUGUCGAAGAAAUCGUUUUCGGUAACGUUCUCCAGGCCAAUGUUGGUCAAAACCCUGCCAGACAAGUCGGUUUGAAUGCUGGUCUCAGCAAGAAGGUUGUGGCCACCACCAUUAACAAGGUCUGUGCCUCCGGUACCAAAUCGAUUAUUGUUGGUGCCCAAACCAUUUUGUGUGGAUCCGCUGACAUCGUCAUUGCCGGUGGGGCUGAAUCCAUGAGUAACACUCCACAUUACCUUGCCAACUCAAGAACUGGUAACAAGUUUGGUAACGGUACUUUGAUCGACGGUAUUCAAAGAGAUGGUUUGUUCGACGCUUACGAUGGUCAAGCCAUGGGGGUUGCUGCCGAAAAAUGUGCCAAGGACUACGAAUUCUCCAGAGACGACCAAGACAACUACGCCGUUGACUCUUACAAGAAGGCCCAACAAGCACAUGCCGACGGUAAGUUCAAGGACGAAAUCUCUCCAGUCACCAUCAAGGGUUUCAGAGGUAAGCCAGACACCGUUGUCUCUGUCGAUGAAGAAUCUACUAGAUUGAACGAAGGUAAAUUGAGAAGUGCUAGACCAGUAUUCGCCAAGGAAAACGGUACUGUGACUGCUCCAAAUGCUUCUCCAAUCAACGACGGUGGUGCUGCGGUUGUGCUUGUCAGUGAAAAGAAAUUGAAGGAAUUGGGAUUGAAGCCAAUUGCUAAGAUUUUGGGUUGGGGUGAAGCUGAAAGAGAUCCAGUUGAUUUCACCGUCGCUCCAUCCUUGGCGAUUCCAAAAGCUUUGGAACACGCCGGUGUUAAGACUGAAGACGUUGAUUUCUUUGAAUUGAACGAAGCUUUCUCUGUGGUUGGUUUGGCUAACACCAAGAUUUUGGGUCUUGAUCCAAAGAAGGUCAAUAUUUACGGUGGUGCUGUUGCCAUUGGUCACCCAUUGGGUUGUUCUGGUGCCAGAAUUGUUGUUACUUUGUUGAGUGUAUUGAAGCAAGAAGGUGGUAAGAUUGGUGCUGUUGGUAUUUGUAACGGUGGUGGUGGUGCCUCUGCUCUUGUUAUUGAAGCUUUGUAG